Messenger RNA from Paramacrobiotus metropolitanus, 2079 nucleotides. Its product is annotated as Golgi resident protein GCP60-like. The coding region runs from base 310 to 1698 and encodes 462 amino acids. The record is from RefSeq and is a predicted model, not a curated record. Lineage: Eukaryota; Metazoa; Tardigrada; Eutardigrada; Parachela; Macrobiotidae. The transcript is spliced from 9 exons. Gene Ontology annotation, molecular function: fatty-acyl-CoA binding. Gene Ontology annotation, cellular component: Golgi membrane.
UUUCGACGUGGCUAAAAAAAUUGCAGUAGAGAGUAUCAGUUUUGUCGAACGAAGAAAUUUUAAUAACGAUUAUUAAAUGGCUGAUCUUUUCAGCCAGCUGUUUAUUACCUAGCGCGAUGUAGGUAUUUCCCGGACUGCAGCGAUUUCUGCUAUGAAUGUACGGCCGCAUUACGGCAAAUGAUCCUGUGUCCUAAUCCUUCAUACCCCUGACAAUAAGCAUAAGCUGAUAUUGGAAGCCACUCAGUUGUCGCACCUUCGGCUCUGUAAAAGUAAUUUGGCACAGUGGGACUCUAUCCUGCGAAUUCCCAAAUGCCAAUGGCCCUUACACCUGAGCUGGACCAUGUUGUGUGCAACUACUCGGAAUCUAACGGCCAGCUGAGUCCCACGAAGCUGAAUGGCCACGCAUCGCCAUUCAGUUUUCAGGAGAAAUGGGGUCUGCCAGUGGAGGACGUCUACAAGUUGGCGCUCAGAUUCUAUAAGGAAAAAGACGGCAAGGCUCCGUUGCAUAUAUCGUACGCCGAUAAAAUGCGCCUGGUAGCCUAUACGAAGCAGAUUACACACGGACCCUUCCAGACGUCGCUCGUGCCCGAAGUCGGUUUCCUCGACGUUAUUGGCAAUGAUAGGAGGCGCGCCUGGUCGAGCUUGGGUGAAAUGAGCAAAGAAGAAGCCAUGUUGCGUUUCGUGGAUCUUCUUGAUUUGCUUUGUCCCCUUUUCAAGCCCUACAUCGAGGCGCACAAGCGUGACAGGGAGGAUCUGGAGAAAAAACAACUGGGAAACGGGACUGAAAGUAUCGGGCCUGAGGAAGGUGAUUCGAGCAGGGAUGAUGAGCGCAGUGUGUCGGGAAUGACCAGUGCUGCUCCUCAGUUCCACUUAACACCUGAACACGAGCAAGAGAUCCGGAACGCUCUAAACGCUCAAACCUUACAACAGUUCAAAGCCUUCUGUGAGCAGCAGUUACCGGGAAAAGUGGAAGAGCAAAAGGUGUUAAUAGCAAAGCUGCAAGAAGAACAUUUCCGUCAGUACGUGAGACACUGGAUGGAGUACCAAGUGAACAAUCCUGAACCUGUGCAAAAUGGCGAAGCCUAUAACAACGCCGAUGAACAGGAUUCCAAAAGAGGCGAUGUUGCCUCCGAUGAAGAGAAUGAGGAGGUUAUGACAUCGCAUGCGCCUACCAUAGGCGGCGUUAUUCAGACGGCAUCGGUGUGGACGCGUAAGGAUCUCAAAGAGUUUAAGGAUUCCGUUAAGAAAGAAGGUGGCGAGGGGAUACUGAAGAUCGGGCAAGGUGAAACUGUGACGAUUCGUGUCCCGACCCAUCCAGAAGGGAACUAUUUAUUUUGGGAAUUCGCCACCGAUAGUUAUGAUCUGGGCUUUGGAUUAUAUUUUGAAUGGAGCAACAACACCAACGACAACCGAGUUACCAUCCACGUGUCGGAGACGGAUGAAGACGACGAAGACAUCGAUGGUGAAGGCGCGCCAAGCAGUCCGAAUGAUCCAGAAAAGGGUGGUCCCAAUGGAGGCCAGACUGGCCCACCGGUGGAUGAGAUUUUGCCGGUGUAUCGUCGCGAUUGCCAUGAAGAGGUUAUCGCCGGUAGUCAUUUGUAUCCGGCUCGCCAGGGCGUUUAUCUGUUAAAGUUCGACAAUUCUUUCUCAUUGUGGCGAUCAAAAACCUUAUACUAUCGUGUGUAUUAUACCCGAUGAACAGCCUGUCAGUCCCAUUUCGAAAUCACUCGAGCCGUUCACAAUUUUAUCAUGUAUUGGUUGGUUUUAUUCCCAGUGCGUUGCGUCAUAAUACUUGUGAUGAAAAAUAUUCGGGAUUUGACCGGUUCUAUUAUUUUUUCUUAAUUGUUCUGAGUUUUUUAUUCCGACGUCUGCAAUGCUUCGGCGAUUACAUUUAUUGCACAAUUACCUUUUCUAGCCCUUGUUUCCGGAAUUACAGCUGUUUUUGUAUCGUGUCUCGUAGUUAUACUCAAAGCGUUGGCUGCUAUGUAUCUAUUUUUUCCCCGAAGUCCAUGCAAAAAACGUUGUCACUGAGUAAAUGAAAGUCUGACAAAAUAAAAAUCAGGUUACUAUCAACAGCGC